Molecule: messenger RNA, 1576 nt
Organism: Culex quinquefasciatus (southern house mosquito)
Lineage: Eukaryota; Metazoa; Arthropoda; Insecta; Diptera; Culicidae
Gene: mus81
Product: crossover junction endonuclease MUS81
Exons: 1
Coding region: 160-1563 (467 amino acids)
Biological process (GO): mitotic intra-S DNA damage checkpoint signaling; resolution of meiotic recombination intermediates; DNA catabolic process
Cellular component (GO): Holliday junction resolvase complex; nucleus
Molecular function (GO): DNA binding; 3'-flap endonuclease activity; crossover junction DNA endonuclease activity
Source: RefSeq, a predicted model, not a curated record
ACCGCGAAAAUACGUAAACAUGUGCAGUUUGCAAUGCAAUCUCAAAACGUUUGACUUGUUUAGCAAUAAUGAAAUUCUAGAUGAAAUUUACCUGAAGUAAUGUUUCUGUAGUUGACUAGUGUAAAGUGACCACUCUGUGAUAUUCCCUUCUAACCCGUCAUGCCCAAGCAAAACUCCAACCUGCGCCUCCGAAUCGUCCGGAACGCCGAAACCGACACCACUCAACCGUCCACGAAACGCGCCCGUAUCGCGGUCCGGAUGCACCACCCGAACCCGCUGUUCGAACGAUGGCUCCAGGAGAUGAUCGCCAAGGCCGAGGAGCGGAACACGAUGGGCCGGAUUCCGCUGCAAAAGGCGCUGGAAUCGCUGCGGAUGUUCCCGCUGCCGUUGGCCUCCGGCCGGGACUGCUUCAUUUUGGCGCACUUUGGCCGAACGAUUUGCGAGGCGUUGGACCAGAAGCUGCGAGCGUACGUGGCGAAUGGUGGGGAGACGUUGGGAAGCUGCCGGGAGGUUGUGGAGCGGGUGCUGAACGAUCGGGGGCAGGGGCAUUACCGGGAGUUGGUGAGGGUGUUGGGAGAGGAGGAGGAAGUUGUGGCUGCGGCUGAGAUGGAGUACCAGUUGCCGGAGGAUUUGGAUUUGGGCGAUACGGAGGACGAAAUGGAACCGUGUCCUGGAACGAGUUCAGAGCCUGCGGAGCAGGUUGUUAACAUUCGGGAUCCCAAGGUGAUUCUGCUGGUGGACACGGCGGAAACGAUUGGCAAGUCCAAGAGCAACCUGGAUCGAACACUUAAAGCGCUGCAGCAGAAUCACGUCGAGCACGAGGUUCGCCGGCUGAGCGUUGGGGACUUUUUGUGGAUUGUCCGGGAUGACACUGGCGUGGAGUUCGUUCUCCCUUACGUCGUGGAACGUAAAAGGAUGGACGAUCUGGCCAGCAGCAUCAAGGACGGGCGCUUUCACGAGCAAAAGUUUCGCCUCAAGCAGUGUGGCCUCGCCAAUGUAAUAUACUUGAUUGAACACCUGGGAAACAAUCGGCAGGUUGGAGUUCCAGCCAGUACCUUGUCGCAGGCGGCCCUAAACACGUUCGUGCAGGACUUCACCGUGAAGUAUACGGAGAAUCAUCUGCACACGGUGCUGUAUCUGGCCACGAUGACCGGCUUGUUGGGCAAGAAUGUGAAGAACAAAACCUUCCAGAACAUCACCAACCUUCCCGCGGAACAACUCGUCGAAGUAACGAAAGACUUUAACCUCAGCCAAUCCACCAUCCCGCUCAUCGCCUUCGAAACCUUUAACAAACAGUCGUCCAAGACGCGCGCCUGCACGGUGAAGGAAGUCUUCAUGAAGCAGCUGCUCCAGGUCAAGCUGCUCACAAUCGAGAAGGUAAACGCCAUUGUGGAACGCUAUCCGACGCCCCGCAAGCUGUUCCUCGCCUUCGAACGCUGCACCAGUGAAGCCGAGAAGGAACGCCUGCUGAACCUACCCUACGGACCGGCCAAAAGGAACAUCGGAUUGAAGCUGAGUAAAAUCGUCUACCAGCUGUUUAUGAGCGAUGUCUACCAGCGGUGAUUACGGUGUUGAG